AUGGACUGUGAGUCCGUCGCACAGUGAACACGUGCUCGGUCCACCAUAGCCUUGUGACUGACUUCUCAGGCGCCUCUGACUUCCACAGCUUUCAUCAACAAGGCCAAGGACUUCGCCGAGUCCGACCAGGGCAAGGGUCUCAUCGUGAGUAUUAUCGAGCUCGCAGGCUCCACUAGCUACGCUCCGCUCAACUCCACUUUGGGUUACUUGCCUUCGUUCACCUGGCCCGGCAGAACAAGGCUCUUGGCAACCAAGGAAACCAAGACAACCAAAACAGCUACGGAGGCAACAACGUGAGUUCACGAUGUCUCCACAGAACUUGCCAGUCGUCAUCGACUAAUCUUCGUCCCACUCGCAGUCUUCUAGCAACAACGACAGUUACGGCAGUGGUAACAACUCUUCCAGUACUGGUGGAUUUGGCUCUGUGAGUCGACGACUUGCUCACCAGUUAUUCUAAAUGGUGGUAGCUCACACAUAUGCCCAUCUAGUCCAACAAUGACAACAACGAUAGCUACGGCAGUGGAAACAAGUCGUCCAGUGGCGGCGGAUUCGGUGGCGUGAGUCGCUCUAAGAAUAACACGAUAUGACAGCACUUGACUGAGCAGUCUGAAUCUCGUUGCAGUCAUCGGACAACUACGGCUCCAGCGGUGGUCGCGACAACAACGACAGCUACGGCUCCAGCGGUGGUCGCGACAACAACGACAGCUACGGCUCCAGCGGUGGUCGCGACAACAACAACAGCUACGGCUCCAGCGGUGGUCGCGACAACAACGAUAGCUACGGCUCGAGCGGUGGCCGCGGAAACAACGACAGCUACGGCUCCAGUGGCGGAAACAACGACAGCUACGGCUCCAGCGGAGGUCGCGACAACAACGACAGCUACGGUUCCAGCGGAGGUCGCGACAACAGCGACAGCUACGGCUCCAGCGGCGGUCGUGGCAACAAUGACAGCUUCGGAGGAUCCGGAGGUAACUCAGGGGGCUUCGGCAGCUCUGGCAAUGACGUGAGUAACCCUCUCCUUGCGAUGCGGGCUGACCACGCACGGACAUCGCAGGCUGCCCGCACACAAGCGCGCCGCUGACGUUGGCCUGAUCGCCUUGCGACUUAGAAUUCCUCUUACGGUGGAAACUCUGGCACAGACAGCUACGGCUCUGGCGGACGUCAAGGAGGCGGCAACAGCGUGAGUACACCAGGCCGUACAGCGUGGUCCUGCUGCGUCUAAUUACCCUCGUCGCGUCCAUGUCUGACACACUUUCGGCGUCGCUCUCAGGACUCGUACGGAAGCGGCGGAAACGACAACAAUUACUGA
Messenger RNA from Ceraceosorus bombacis, 1309 nucleotides. The record is from the annotation of a GenBank genome assembly. NCBI's taxonomy places the organism in Eukaryota, Fungi, Basidiomycota, Exobasidiomycetes, Ceraceosorales, Ceraceosoraceae.